GUGACCCGCUGCGGUGGAGACCGUGAGGGCUCUCUGACUUGGCUCUGGCCGCGUGAGCGAGGGGCCCCAGCCCCUCCUUCUCGCCCGGGGUGAGCGCAGGCUCCGCCUCGCUCCAGUGUCCGCCGGUGAUGGGCGGUUACGGGGAGGUUAAAGUGAAAAUACCUUUUGGAAAUAAAUACUUAGAUGCCAUAUUUUCUGUCCCAGAGAGGAUAUCAACACAUGGUGUGGUUCUUACCCAUGGAGCUGGAGGAGACAUGAAUUUCCCUCAUUUAGUUUCUUUGGCAACCUACCUUGCUUCUCAUGGAGUCUUGUGUCUGCGAUUUACCUGUAAAGGGCUUAACAUUACCUAUCGGACUAAAGCAUAUAAAAGAGUUGUGGAGUAUUUAAAGUCAUGUGAAGAAUAUACACUUUCUGGUGUCUUCCUUGGAGGUCGUUCCAUGGGUUCACGAGCUGCUGCCUCUGUUGUACGUCAGAUUAGCCAGGAUGACAGCAAGGAUGAAUUCGUUCUAGGUUUAAUAUGUUUGUCAUAUCCACUGCAUCGGCCAAAACUUCAGUCCAAACUUCGGGAUGAAGAUUUAUUUUUUAUCAGAUGCCCUGUGCUGUUUGUCUCAGGAUCAGAAGAUGAGAUGUGUAAAAAAAACUUGUUGGAAGGUGUGGCAAGCAAAAUAAAAGUACCUAAAAAAAUCCAUUGGGUUGACAAAGCAAACCAUGGCAUGUUUGUGAAAGGACGAACAGCAGAUGAUGUCAUGAUGGAAAUAAGCGUGGAGAUUUUUUCUUGGAUUCAAGAAAUCAUUGAGCAGGAAUAAAAAUAAUUUCCAGCAAUUAAAUAACAUCUGUUAUAUUAGCCUUCCCUAAAAUAUAAUUGAUUAGUAAAGACUUGUUUAGCUGGCCAACACAGACAAAUACAAAUGAUUUCUUAAUGAGUCCUGUUUGAUUCAGUAACAGUCAUGCUCAAUAUUUUUUUUAAGAAUGGAUUAAAAAAAUCAGUGGAAGGUUACAAAGGAGGACAUUUUUUUAAAGGUCUCACAUGCAAAAUGCUUGGUAAUAAAACUGGGUUUUUUUGUGUUUCUAUUUGCUGAUCUGUUUGACCAAGCUAAUAAACUUUUUUGUAUUGUAUAGCUUAAGUUUGCUGAAAAAUUAACUGAAUUUCUGUUGGAACCAAAUCUUUAAUUUAAUUAAUUCCUGGGUGUAUUUCAGAUAGCAGUUAAUUUGAGUAUUAAAUCUCAUUUCUUAUGAAUUUAUAACUUAGAGAAAAAUAAUUUCCAGUUUGGCUGAUCUUACAGGUCUGUUUCUUCCUUCACUUCUGCCUCAUGCAGGCAUUUAUAGCUGUGCAAAACUGAUAAAAAAUACUACCAUUUUGGUUUUGUAGUAUUUUGCACCCUUUUAGUAUGAACCUACUAACACAGUAUGGAAACUAGUAGAGAAUUGGGUGACGUUUAAUUUCCAUGAGAAAGUGAUUUUACAAAAGUAAUGAUGUUAAAUUUGAUUAACCACCUACUUUGGCCAGGAAAAACAUUUUUUCCACUAAAAACAAUGCUUGUUUCGGCUAAAAUAGCUCAAACCACUGAAUUAAGAUUCAGACCUUGCUCCUAAUUAAGUAUAGGACCUCUUAACAAUCUGGGGGGACAGAGAUUAGAAAUCAUAAAUCCUUUGGAUGUUAAAAUUUGCUCUACAGUGUGUAUUUAGCACUGAUUUUUUUCAGAGGAAUACAUGAUACUGGUUUUAUGGAUUUCUAGAGCUGGUACUAUAUAGUUCUUCAUUUUUGCAGUGCAUAGUGCAUUUAAAAGAAAUAAAAAGGAAAGUAGUUUUAAAUGCACUGGAGUUAGAGCAUGGCUUUGGACUCUUUUGACUCAGUUCAUUCCUGCUGAAUUCUGUUCACUUCUGCUAUAUUUUUAUUGGCUGGUUAGACCUUUCAGAUAGUUUUGUGCGCCUACUAUAAGAUUUUAAAUGCUAUGCAAAUACCACAACAAAUCCCCCUCCCUUGCCUUCCUCUUGAAUUUACUUUAUAUUGGCAAAAUCUCUAGGAUACGUGUAGUCUUAGACUAGACCAGACAUGCGCUAUUUAUUUAACCAUGAUAAAGUGAUAAUAAGGAACAUACCAACCCAGUCCCUGACAGGUUUACUAUCAGAAAUAGUAACAUUUCUUAGUCGCUUACAGUGCCAAGGCUUAAAAAAAGCAAAAGCUGAAUAUUUUCCAGUGUUUUCAUGUUUCUGCAGAAGUGUAAUGUCCAAUAAGUCUUUAGGGCUGCUGGGAAUCCAGCACAAAUGGUAUUGUCAUCCAUGUGAAAUAGUUUGAUUUUGGGGUUUUUUUUCUAAACCACUACAGUAAAUUUGGUGUGGAAAGAGAACAAUGAUUUAACUAUGUUUACGAUAUUAAGCCAGCUAAGCAGCAUACUUGGUAAGAGUUGGCAUUGUAAAACUACACUGCAGCCAAACAGCAUUAUUAGUACUGGUUUAAAAGGCUUCUAGUAUCAACAAGUUAUUUUUACUUUAUUUUAAAUACCAGUUAGAUAUAUUUAUUGAAAGUCAAGUAUUUUCAACCAGACCAUAUUUUUCUUUACACUUUGUGGUUGUAGGAUUGUUCAUGAGUGCUAAGCUAACAGCAUUCAUAAUAUUUCACAUAAAAUAUAACUGUCAUUCUUAGCAGUACAGAACCUGAACUGAAACUAAUACAAACCUUAAUUUUGGCUGAGGACUAUAUGGACACAUUUUUAGAACUUGAAGAAUUUUAAAUCUAUCAUAAUCAAGACUGAUCUCAUGAUGCUUUGUAUACAGUACUUCCAUUGAGGAUAAAGUACAUGGAGGGUGAAAACUGACUGAUUUAAGAAUAUCAUUAUGUCAGAAAACGGUAUGUUGUCUUACACCUGUCAAGCAUCAUCUAAGGAUAAACCUUAUCAAGUAAAAGAAAAUGAUAAUUUUUCUAUAGUAUUUUAACCAUCCAUUAUCUCUGUAUGGAUUACAUUCUGUGGGACUCUUUGAAGAUACAUAGAAAGGAUAUUAAUUUUUAGAAAACUGGCUAAGGAAAGAAGAUGUGAGCUGUGUAUGUUUGAAAGAGAGUCCCCUAUAAUCAUGUUGGAAGGAUGGUUUGAAAUUAACUUGUAUCUGGUCAUUUCUUACUAAAUACAAACUUCAAGAAGAAUUUGGCAUUAGACUUUUAAAUUCACACCUGUUAAAGCAGCUUGAUUGGUGUCUCCUUCCAACCACUGUUCAGGAUCAGAUAUUAGGACAGUGAAAACAAGGUGUUUUGAAAUGAAAGUGAUUUUAUUAAAAAAAUUGUAAAAAUGUUUAAAUCCCAAAUUCUAUUAACAUUGCUUGAUACAAAAGAAAACAGAUAUUUCUAAUCUGGACUAUUGCACAAUAAGUUUUGUAUUGUCCUCUGAAAUAGUAAUUAACAUUUUCCUUUUUUUUUAAGGAGUUGUGAGGG
This is a messenger RNA of Gavialis gangeticus (Gharial), 3424 nucleotides long. It is a transcript of the gene TEX30, whose product is annotated as testis expressed 30. Bases 129 to 806 code for a protein of 225 amino acids. The transcript has 5 exons. The record is from RefSeq and is a predicted model, not a curated record. NCBI's taxonomy places the organism in Eukaryota, Metazoa, Chordata, Crocodylia, Gavialidae.